AUGGACUCGUCUCUGUUUACCGCCGCUCGCAUUAACAAGUUCUCCGGAACAAACUUCCAUGUGUGGAAGUUCAAGAUGCAAAUGGUGCUGGAGGAGCGAGACCUGUGGGACGUCGUGAGCGGCGAGGUCAAGAUCGAGCACUGUACAAGUACUUUGGACCAAGCGACGUUCAAGCGAAAGUCGCGAAAGGCGCUAGCGAUAAUCUGUCUUGCGAUGGAGGAUUCGCAGUUGCCACUGGUUCACUCGGCGAAGGACGCGUAUGAUGCAUGGUCAAGUCUGGAAGGACACUACGAGAAGAAAAGCUUGGCUAAUAAGCUCUUCCUUCGUCGCCGGUUCUUCACGACAAUGAUGGGAGAAGGUGAUGACGUGCUGGAGCACAUCAACAGACUCAAGACUCUGGCGGAGCAAUUGGACGCAGUCGGUGCUCCGGUCAGUGAGGACGAUUUGGUCAUCACGCUUCUGGCCAGCCUUAGCGAGUCGUACCAGUUCCUGAUAACAGCAUUGGAGUCGAGAGCCGACUCUCUGUCGUGGGAACUAGUGACGUCUCGGCUAUUGCAUGAAGACAUGAAGCGCAAGGAGCAAGGUGAUGAAAUCGAAGGAGCCGCGCACGGUCAAGCUCAAGCAUUCAUGUCAAGAGACAACAAGCGCAAGGCUCGACCGGCUAAGAAGACCGGUGCGUGCCACAAUUGUGGAAAGCAAGGACAUUGGAUUGCCGAAUGCCCCUCGCGCAUCCAUGAAGACGCUGAUCGACACAGGUACCAGCGUGCAAACAUCGCGCAAGAACCGGAGCUUGGCGAUUACCUGUUCUCGGUUGGUGGUGGCAAGACCAAGUCGAGUUACAUGUGGCUGGUCGAUUCAGGGGCGACGCAGCACAUGACAAGUUCGAAAGAGUUCAUGAGGAACUACAAGGACUUUGGACCAGUAGAUGUGCAUCUUGCUGAUGAUGGAGUUGUGCAAGCGAUUGGAAAGGGUGACAUUGUCAUGUCAAUGAUGACUCGUCAGGGCGUCAAGAAGGGUGUGCUCACAAAUGUGUGGCAUAUCCCAAAGUUAUCUCGAAACUUAUUUUCCGUUGGAAGAUUCAUCAAGGACGUGGUGCCUGUCACCUUUGAAGUCGAUGGUUGCUUCGCAGAAACGAAGGGUUUCAAGUGGAAACUAGGCGCUCUAGAAGGAAAGGGAUUGUUCAAGCUUUUUAUGACACCGGUGCUUCCUGACGAGGUCAAUGUGGCGAGUCCAAUAAACUUCAAAGGAGACAACACUUCCUACCUUUGGCAUCUUCGACUUGGCCACAUUGGUCAUGGUGGUCUAGAUGCCAUUGUCAAGAAAUAUUACGGCAGUGGAAUCGGCAUGAAGUCUGUGCAGAAGUGGGAGUUUUGUAAAGGAUGCGCACUUGGCAAACAAACACGUGUGAGCUAUAUGCCCAAGUCACCCGACCGAGCACGUAUGUUGCUGGAGGUCAUUCACAGCGAUGUGUGUGGCCCCAUGAAAACUCCUACCUUCAGUGGAAAACGAUACUUUGUGACUUUCAUUGACGAAUACUCGCACUACUGUGUGGUGUAUCUGCUUCAAAACAAGUCUGAAGUAGCGACCAAGUUCGCUCAAUUUGUUGCGUUGGCGGAAACCCAAACUGGCAAACGUGUGAAGACUCUUCGAAGCGAUAAUGGUGGUGAGUACACUUCCAGAACGAUGUCCAAGUUCUGUGUGGACCAUGGUAUCAUGCAGAAAUUCACGCCGCCUUACACUCCUCAAUUGAACGGUGUCGCCGAGCGAAUGAAUCGGACAUUAGUGGAAAGCGCCCGUUGCAUGAUGGAACAUGCUGAGUUAUCCAAGUCGUAUUGGGGUGAGGCAGUCAUGACUGCGAACUUCCUACGUCUUCGCUGUCCAAGUCGUUCAACAAGUCACGACAAGUCACCCUACGAAGUAUGGAGUGGUAAGAAACCUAUACUUGCAAACCUGAAGGUGUUCGGUUGUCAUGCAUACGUGCAUGUGCCCAAGCCAAAGCGGUCCAAGCUCGAUGCAAGAUCGAUUCAGUGUCGGUUCAUUGGAUACUCCGACCAUGAAAAAGCGUACCGUUUCGAGGAGAUCAAGAGUCGUCGUGUACUGGUCAGUCGCGACGCACAGUUCAUGGAGAAUGUUUUCGACAGUGGGAGACGCGACUAUGUGCAAGAUGGAGCCGUCGUCGAAGAAGAAGCUUUUAUGGAAGAUGAGGAUGUACCUAUGGAGGACUACUCCUCUCAUGACACCAGCAACAUGAAUUUUGAAGAGGCUACAAUGGAUGGCGUUGAUGAACCCGGCGUUAAGAGACACCAACGCACACAGUCACUCGAGGCCUUGGCCAACGCUCCUGAUGCGAAACGUCGAGCUCGAUACCUUACCAUGGCCGAGAUGUCUGCGACUGCUGAUACCAGUCACUCUGUUGAGACUGCCUACGUCGUGGAUUCAGUGGGAGAUUUACCAAGGACAUUCAAGUCAGCAGUGGAAUCCAGCGACGCAGUCAAGUGGAAAGAGGCUUGUGACUCCGAAAUAAAUUCCCUUCGUCAAAAUGAGACCUGGAAUCUCGUGCCGCUUCCACAGGGACGCAAGGCAAUUGGUAAUCGAUGGGUAUUUCGGGUAAAGGAGACCAAGGAUGGAAGAAUCGAGCGGUUCAAAGCGCGUUUGGUAGCCAAAGGUUUCUUACAGAAACAUGGCAUUGACUAUGACGAGACCUUCGCUCCUGUGGCCAAGUUCACAUCCAUCCGAGUUUUACUCAGCUUAGCGGCGAAGUACUCGUUCAUGAUUCACCAUAUGGAUGUCAAGACAGCAUUUCUAAAUGGAUAUCUUGAGGAAGAUAUUUACAUGGCGCAGCCGGAUGGAUACGUUGAUGAAGAUCAUCCGGACUUUGUUUGCCAGCUAAAGCGCUCUCUAUAUGGUCUGAAGCAGUCCCCACGGAUGUGGAACCAGACCAUUGACAAGUUUAUGCUGGACUUGGAUUUUAAGAAGUGCAAGACCGACCAUUGCAUUUAUUUCAAGCGAGAUCAAGAAGACUUGAUUUUUGUAGCGCUGUACGUUGACGAUUUGGUCCUCGUAAGCAACAACGCCGAACUGAUUAGAGCUACAAAGGAUGCGCUAAGUGAGCGGUUUGACAUGACGGAUCUUGGCGACCUCAAGUACUUCCUAGGAGUGGAAGUUAACCAAGAUCGUUCAGCUGGUACGAUUUCGAUUUGUCAGUCCAAAUUUGCAAAGGACAUCCUUGAGAAAUUUGGCAUGGAUAACAGCAAUCCUGUCAGAACUCCACAAGAACCAGGACUCAAGCUGACAAAGUCAAUGUGCGUGGAUGGGUGCAAGCAUGACGAAACGAUGGCAAAUGUGCCAUUUCGCAACGCAGUCGGCUGCUUGAUGUACCUUAUGGUGGGUACACGCCCAGACCUUGCAGCUGCAGUGGGAGUGCUUAGCCAGUUCUCGGCAGACCCUUGUCCGACCCAUUGGCAAGCUCUUAAGCGGGUGUUACGUUACAUCCAAGGCACAAGGGAAUAUGGAAUCGAGUAUCAAGCAACAAACAAUGACAAACUGCACGGCUACUCGGAUGCAGACUGGGCCGGAGACGUGGAAGCUCGACGAAGCACAAGCGGGUACACGUUCAUAUUGAACAACGGGUGUGUAAGCUGGAGAAGUAAGAAACAGAGCACUGUGGCUCUUUCAUCUACGGAAGCGGAGUACAUGGCUUUGACGGAAGCGGAGUACAUGGCUUUGACGGAAGCUGCAUAA
Molecule: messenger RNA, 3741 nt
Organism: Peronospora matthiolae
Lineage: Eukaryota; Oomycota; Peronosporomycetes; Peronosporales; Peronosporaceae
Source: the annotation of a GenBank genome assembly